GUCGAGGCUCGUGCGACACAACUCUACGGAGCGAAGCCUGUCUCUUCUCCACCACACGCCCAAGCAAUGACCUCCACCGCUCCUUCGCCUCUGCCGCGCGUGCGCACCCAGCUCAUCUGCAGUGACUUUGACGAGUCCCUGGCAGAUGCCGACUCGGACCGCUGGGUGCACGAAGUGCUGGCGCCGGACCUGCGCCGCAACUUCGACCAGCCCAACGGCCCGCAGUUCACCGAUCUGUGUGCCGAGCUGCUGCGCCAGCUGCAUGCCCGCGGCAUCACGCAGCAGCAGAUUGAGGCGGCGCUGAGGAGCAUGUACUUUCACCCGGCGAUGGCGAGAGGAGUAAAGGCGACGGCAGAGAGCGCGACGACACAGACGACGUGGUUCCUGCUGUCCAACGCCAACACCGUGUACAUCGACACCAUCCUAAAGGACCAGAACAUCCAUCAAUACUUUCUCGAAAUCGUCACCAACCCCGCUCACUUCGAAGCUUCGGGCCUGCUCAACUUGCGACGACGAGUCGACCCUUCGGGUCCGCAGCACACGUGUGCCGUAGGCUGCAGUGCCAACAUGUGCAAGGGCGACGAGCUCGACGCCUUUCUCGCGCGGCACGGCGGCAGAGGCAACUUUGAGCGCGUCGUGUACAUUGGCGACGGCGGCAACGACUACUGUCCCGUGAUGCGCAUGCAGCAGGGCGAUGUGGCGCUGGUGCGCACAAAGAGGGGCCUGCAGAGACGCAUCGAGAAGGAGGGAGCGCCACAGGCGGGCAUUCGGUACUGGAGCGAGGCGUGGGAGGUCGAAUUCAUCCUCGCAGAACUGCGCGGCGAGGAGCUUCUGAGUUCUUGAAAGCCUUCUUGGAGCUCUUGGGAGCUCGCCGGGCGCGCGCGUCGUUGCAUG
Molecule: messenger RNA, 894 nt
Organism: Tilletiopsis washingtonensis
Lineage: Eukaryota; Fungi; Basidiomycota; Exobasidiomycetes; Entylomatales
Exons: 5
Coding region: 67-843 (258 amino acids)
Molecular function (GO): phosphatase activity
Source: RefSeq, a predicted model, not a curated record